Messenger RNA from Staurois parvus, 298 nucleotides. The record is from the annotation of a GenBank genome assembly. NCBI's taxonomy places the organism in Eukaryota, Metazoa, Chordata, Amphibia, Anura, Ranidae.
UCGGAAUUGGAUGUGAUAAGCUGGGGGUGUCAAACUGGUGGCUCUCCAGCUGUUGUGAAACUACAAGUCCCAUCAUGCCUCUGCCUUUGGAAUUCAUACUUGUAUUGGUCAAUCUUGCAAUGCCUCAUGGGACUUGUAGUUUGGCAGCAGCUGGAGGACCUCCAGUUUGACACCCUUGUUGCCAAACUACAAGUCCCAUGAGGCAUUGCAAGAUUGACCGUUACCAGCAUGACUUCCAAAGGCAGAGGCAUGAUGGGACAUGUAGUUUCACAACAGCUGGAGGGCCACCAGUUUGACA